Molecule: messenger RNA, 3954 nt
Organism: Phalaenopsis equestris
Lineage: Eukaryota; Viridiplantae; Streptophyta; Magnoliopsida; Asparagales; Orchidaceae
Product: RNA polymerase II C-terminal domain phosphatase-like 1
Exons: 17
Coding region: 549-3353 (934 amino acids)
Molecular function (GO): RNA polymerase II CTD heptapeptide repeat phosphatase activity
Source: RefSeq, a predicted model, not a curated record
UUCGUUCUAACCCCUCUACACUUUUUCAUUUAUAAAUUUAUCAAUAUGAUUCAUUCUUCACCAAGCAUUUUAGGAGCUUGACCUAUGUCUAUCUUCUCGAUCGGUAACCUAGGGUUUUCAUCUUCCACGGCUGCAGCCGUCAAGAACCGGAAGUCUUGGAAACCCUAGAUAGCCCUUUUCUCUAACCGAUGAUUCUUAGUAACGCAGGGCCUUUAUAACUCCUCAUCGCAGAAUCUUUGUGAACGCACAGAUCUAUGAGGAAGACUGAAAGUCUCUCCCAUUCUUCGCAAAAAACACAAACCUUGUCUCUGUGACAAAACCUUUUGAGGAAGAAAUCUGAUCAGAUUUCCCUCCCUGUGGAUCCACAAGCGUGUUUCAUUUUUAUUUUGGUUUUUAUACCUGAAAUAAUAUUUUCACUGUCUUCUUAGACUGAAUCGGGACCCUAAUGGUUUACAUGGAACAAACAAGCCCAGAUCUGUUGAACCCAGUUUAGGGCUUUUGGUUUUGAUCCUCAAAGGAAGAAAAAAUAUUCCGGAUCAAGCGUAAAAAUGUUCAGAUCUGUUUUGUAUCAUGGGAACUCACUUAUCGGAGAAGUAGAAAUCCAGCCAAAGAACUCGAACCUUGGAACAUGGACGAGGGAGAUCCGAAUCUCCCACUUCUCCCCACCCAGCGAUCGCUGCCCGCCGCUAGCAGUUCUGCAGACUAUUGCCACGUCUGGCGUCUGCUUCAGGAUGGAGUCAAAGCGAUCCGCGGAAGAGUCGCUGCUUUUUUCUGUAUAUUCUGCAUGUCUCAGAGAGAACAAGACAGCAGUUUCUUCCAUAGGAGAGGAAGAACUUCAUUUGGUGGCCAUGCCUUCCAGACGGAAUAUUCCACAGCAUUCAUUUUUUUGGGGAUUUAUUGUGGCACGAGGAUUGUAUAAUUCUUGUCUCAUCAUGCUGAAUCUAAGAUGCCUUGGAAUCGUGUUUGAUCUUGACGAAACACUUAUAGUUGCUAAUACAAUGCGUUCGUUUGAGGACAGAAUCGAUGCCUUGCAGCGGAAGAUAGGCAGUGAGGUGGAUCCACAGCGUGUUAAUGGCAUGCUUGCUGAGAUCAAGCGGUAUCAGGACGACAAAUCGAUCUUGAAGCAGUACGUUGACAAUGACCAAGUUGUAGAAAGCGGGAAGGUGUUCAAAACUCAAUCUGAGGCUGUUCCACGUCUUUCUGAUAGUCAUCAGAUGUUAACACGUCCUAUUAUAAGACUACAUGAGAAAAACAUCAUACUUACUCGGGUCAAUCCGGCGAUACGAGAUACUAGCGUCCUUGUUCGUUUGAGACCUGCAUGGGAAGACCUUCGAAGCUACUUAACUGCAAAAGGUCGAAAGAGAUUUGAGGUUUAUGUUUGCACAAUGGCCGAACGAGAUUAUGCUUUAGAAAUGUGGAGGCUUCUUGAUCCAGAAUCUAGCUUAAUCAACUCGAAAGAGCUCUUAGAUCGAAUAGUUUGUGUCAAGUCUGGCUUGAAAAAAUCUUUGUUCAGCGUAUUCCAAGAUGGAGUUUGUCAUCCAAAAAUGUCAUUAGUUAUUGAUGAUCGUUUGAAAGUCUGGGAUGAGAAAGAUCAAUCUCGAGUUCAUGUAGUCCCUCCGUUUGCUCCAUAUUUUGCUCCUCAAGCAGAAGCAAACAACAAUAUUCCGGUUCUCUGUGUUGCAAGAAAUGUGGCAUGCAAUGUCAGAGGCAGUUUCUUCAAAGAUUUUGAUGAAGUUUUACUUCCACGAAUGUCCGAAGUUUCUUAUGAAGAUGAAUUGGAGUGCCCAUCUGCUCCGGAUGUCGGCAAUUAUUUGAUAUCAGAGGAUGAUGCAUCUACAUUGAACGGAAAUAAGAACCCACUUGGUUUUGAUGGAAUGGCAGAUGCUGAAGUUGAGAGGAGAUUGAAGGGUGGAAGCUGCAAUAUUGUCCCGGCUGUUGCUCCCAUUGCUAAUAACUUUGAUACAAGGGUUGUUGUGCCUCCCGGUCCUCCUGCCAUUGCUCCUCCAUCUCCUGCAGUUUCAUUGGCAGCAACCCCAUUGAUCAUGCCUAUGGCCAGCAACCAGUUUCCACAAACUGUUGCAUCUGGUAAGCCAUUAGGGCAAUCUGUUCUGUCGGAGCAUUCCCUACAGGGCUCUUCGUGGGAAGAGGGUGAGGUGCCAGAAUCAGAUUUAGAUCCAAACACGCGAAGACGGCUAUUGAUUUUGCAGCAUGGACAAGACACACGGGAUGCCCCUCCGCCACAGCAUCCAUCAUUUCCAACUGCUCUUCAGGUUCCCGUGCCUCCGGUUCAACCUCGGGGAAAUUGGUUUCCUGUGGAAGAAGGCUUGAACUCAAGGAAAAUGAAUAUGGUGUCUAGAGAUUUUUCUUCAGAACAUGAAAUGGGGCCUUUUGAUAAGAAUCGAUCUCGAUACCGAUCAUUUUAUCGAACUGAAGCAAAAUCCGUGCCUUCCGAGAGAGUUUUUCAUGAAAGUCAAAGAUUUCCUAUGCAGGUCUCUCACGGUGAAGUUCGGCCUCAACCCAACAAAGCAGCAUCGAAUUUUAAUUCUUUCCAAGAGCUACAUAUUCCCUUUUUUCACCUUGAAGGCAACGAGUCUAUGGGUCACUUGGCAUCCAAUUAUAGUGAUGCACAUUUCAAUUCGAAUCAUAUUCAUGAAGAUACCCCUGUGGGAUUUCUGAGGGAAAUUUCAAGGAAGUGUGGUACCAAGAUUGAAUUCAGGUCAAAUUUACUCGACACUACCGAACUGCAGUUUUCUGUGGAGAUUUGGUUUGUUGGGGACAAAGUUGGCGAAGGCAUUGGGAGAACAAGAAAGGAAGCUCAACUUCGGGCUGCUGAGAAUUCCUUACAAAAUUUGGCAAAUACGUACUUAUCAAAUACGUUUGCUGAUACCGCUCAUGCUAAAGAAAGUGGUUUUUCGAGUGAUUUAAACUCUUCAGGAUAUUCAGAUCCAAUAAGGAAUGAUUUUUUAACAGGCAGAAAUACUCCAAUUUCCCAUCUUAUGGGUCAAGAGGGAUCAAAAAGAGCAGCAGCUCCUGUUGCUGCCCUCAAAGAACUUUGUAUGAUAGAGGGUUAUAAUCUUGUUUUUCAAGCCCCUUCUUUGCCUGCUGGGUGCUCAACUAGCAAAGGGGAAGUUUAUGCUCAGGUUGAAAUCGCAGGCCAGGUCUUAGGUAAAGGAUUUGGAGUAACAUGGGAGGAUGCCAAGAUUCAGGCUGCGGAAGAAGCUCUUGAAUCUUUGAAAUCCAAACCUGCACAAGUUCCUCUAAUGGGUUCAGGUUCUUCAAGAAUUCUGCCGGCAUCAUCGAACAAGCGACUGAAGCAAGAUUUUCCACAUUCAAUACCACGAAUUCUAUCUUGAAUUACACGAACAUACAGAUUGAAAGGUCAAUUUCUCAAUACCUCACCACCAAUGCCACAGCUCGAACAAGUUUAUGAUGCAAUGUAUUGAACUCGAGUUGGUUCGACAAAAUCUUCAUCCUAAGGCUGAUGUUUUGAGGCAUUACAGCACAGGGUCUGCACAAUCAUACAAUUUUGUUGAACUUUUCUCCUGUGCAUGAAUGGGCUGCACAAUCUUACCAAUGAGGAAUUUAGAAUCCUUUUAAUCGCUGCUCCUUGGUGGAAUCGGUAGGGUUGAGGAUGGUGAGUCUAUCAAUCACGGAAGCAAGUAGGUGUUUCCCUUCCAUUUUAUCUCUGCAUUUGUUGCAGGAAUAGGGAGAUAUGCUGCCAUUAUUCUCCUUUAAAAAUUCAUUUCAUUGGCCUUAUGGUCUCUACUUGUAUGGGAAUUUUGUUUUUUGUUAUUAUUAUUAUUUUUUUGAUGUAAAGGAGAAUCACGGGUAGAUUUUAUAUUUUUGGAAACAAAAAAGUAUUUUUUGUAAAAUAGGCUUCCCUGAAUUGGAAGCUAGAAUUUUGUUAUGAGAAGUGUGCGUUUAUUGCAUCUUCUAGUGAGUUGGGUUACAAUA